AUGGCACUAGUAUCCAAAACUCUCUAUAGAAUGGUUCCAACAAAACUUAAAGAAUUAAAGCUUCAAGUUGAUGACAUGACUCAAAAAGGGCUUAUAAAACCUAGCAUAUCACCCUGGGAAGCACCGGUAUUAUUCAUUAAGGAAAAGGAUAGUUCAAUGAGAUCAUGUAUAAAUUAUCGAGAAUUGAACAAAGUAAUAAUUAAGAACAGAUACCCACUAACUAGAAUAGACAAUGUAUUUGAUCAGCUGCAAGGAAUGACUAUAUUCUCUAAGAUUGAUCUACGCAGUGGAUAUCAUUAUUUAAAGAUUAAGGAAGACGAUAUCCCUAAGAUAACCUUUAGAAUAUUCCAUUCAAAUGAAGAUGGAUGUGAGCAUUGUUUUGAAGAGCAUAAGAAAAGAUUAACGUCAGUACCAAUCUUAUUUACAUAUGCAAUUUAUAACUACACAUCAAAACAAGGUUUAGAUUGUGCAGUGAUGAAAGUUCAUGAGGCUAAUAUAGUAGCCGAUGCUUUGAGCAGGAAAACACCAAAAAGGUCAAGAAAAUUAAAUAAGGAUGUGUUAAGAGCUAGUAUAUUAGAAUUUUUGAAAAAUUGGGAUAGUCAUUUACCAUUGAUCAAAUUUGCUUAUAAUAAUAGCUUUUAG
Messenger RNA from Olea europaea var. sylvestris, 642 nucleotides. RefSeq lists its product as uncharacterized. The record is from RefSeq and is a predicted model, not a curated record. Bases 1 to 642 code for a protein of 213 amino acids. Lineage: Eukaryota; Viridiplantae; Streptophyta; Magnoliopsida; Lamiales; Oleaceae. The transcript is spliced from 3 exons.